This is a messenger RNA of Camellia sinensis, 774 nucleotides long. RefSeq names its product plantacyanin (gene ARPN). Gene Ontology annotation, molecular function: electron transfer activity. Lineage: Eukaryota; Viridiplantae; Streptophyta; Magnoliopsida; Ericales; Theaceae. The record is from RefSeq and is a predicted model, not a curated record. Gene Ontology annotation, cellular component: plasma membrane.
AGAAAUGUACAGAAGUCUCUCUUUCUCUGUCUCACACACGCACAAGCUAACACACUCUCUUUAGGUCUUUUUCCCAAUCUUUUGGUGUUGCUUGUCAUUAGUGUAGUGAGAGAGAGAAGAUGUCUCAGGGAAGAGGCAGUGCAGUGGUGGCGGCGGCGGCGGCGGUGCUGUGCCUGAUGGUGGUGACUGCAGAGGCAGCUACCUAUACGGUGGGUGGUGCCGGUGGCUGGACCUUUAACAGUGUCAGCUGGCCCAAGGGGAAGCGCUUUAGAGCUGGUGACAUACUUGUGUUCAAUUACAGCCCACAGGCACACAAUGUGGUCAGUGUGAACAAGGCUGGUUAUGAUAGUUGCAAGGCACAAGGUGGAGCCAGAGUGUUUUCUUCUGGGAAAGAUCAAAUCAAGCUUGUCAAGGGUCAGAACUUCUUCAUUUGCUCUCUCCCUGGCCAUUGUGGUUCUGGAAUGAAGAUUGCUGUUACUGCAGCUUAACCAACCCAUACCCUCUUCUUCAUGCUCCCAUCCCAUCUAUAUAUAUAUAUAUAUGUUUAGUGAUGGAGGUAGGUACUAGUGAGCAUAUAUAUUAAGGAAAUAAAGUUGGUUUGAAUGAGCAGCAUAUUUAUGUAUGCAUGCCUUUGUCAACCACUAUCUAUGUAAUAUAAAUGUAUCAUGUAUGGCAUUGGUCCAUGCCUUUGUUGUAGCACUAUGUUAUUUUAGUGAGAUUUUUUAUCCGACCACAUAUAAUUUCAAAUGCUUUGUGUAACGAGGUAAUUAAUUA